Messenger RNA from Stegostoma tigrinum, 5656 nucleotides. It is a transcript of the gene plekhm3, whose product is annotated as pleckstrin homology domain containing, family M, member 3. The transcript has 8 exons. Lineage: Eukaryota; Metazoa; Chordata; Chondrichthyes; Orectolobiformes; Stegostomatidae. Bases 1007 to 3217 code for a protein of 736 amino acids. The record is from RefSeq and is a predicted model, not a curated record.
UUCACUGCUGCACUCUAAAUCAAUGAGGUCACCUCUCCAAGGCCCAGAGGAUGCAUUGUUUUUGUUCCUCCUUCCUCAGCAGUGCCGAUGCCUGUGUCCUGCACAGCAGCUGAACAGGACUGGGCUGGGAUGUGGGAAGAGAACCCGUAGUGCUUGAAGUGCCACUGCCUGUCACGAUUCAAAGGGGUUGACCUGUAAUGCCUGUAACCAUCUCUUGACGUGGGCAAUAAUUGAAUAAUGGGUAUGGCAAUAGGAAGGACCUUUGUGCUAAACUCUUGAGAAAUAACCCAUACGUGGCAGCCCAGAAAUCUUCUAAUUCAUUGUAAGCUGUCAAUCUGCACUCGUUUUCCUGAGACAGGUGUUUGUUGUAUGAUGCAGGUCCAAUGCUUUGUGAAGAUGGAAUUGUGAUCUGAAAGCACCUCCAUGUACUUCAGUCACUCGCCACUAUUGAAGCAUCUUGAUAGAUGACAAGAUUGAAGUGAAAAGAUAGAAGAAUUCAUCAUCAACCCUCAGACCAUACCGGCCCAUCAACGUUCCUUUGCUUUGAUAGCACAUGAGGCCUCCAGCUGAAGAGCAGGCAUGAGACCUUUUAUUUGGUGAUGACAAUAUUUUUGUUUUAGUGCCAUAAUUUUAGAUAUUUUUGGUUUCUUUUCUCAGCACUUUGUAUUGGCUUGCAUUUUGUCUGAUUAUAGAUCUUGCAAACUGAAUAAAGGAACCACUCCCAAUCUUUCUUCAAGUGAGUUUUGCUGCCAUAGUAACAUGCCCUGUUUGCUCUACUGUAUGCUGUCAGAUGCAAGGGUUAAGUGCGUUAUACGUAAGUGAUGAAACUGGCCUGUUGUAUGAGUUCGCUGGUGAGUUGGAAGAAUUUGACUCCUAGUAACAGUCGAGGAACUUUUUGAAGAGAAUAGGGUUGCCAAACUCUUGAGUUGCUUCCCUUUUGAUCAAAAUAUUUUGGACUGAUUACUCAAUUGUUUGUUGCUCAGCCCUGAGCUGAAGACCGUAGCUAAUGGAGGCACUGGAAGCAGAUGAUAUCAGCCCUGCUUUGGAGGCCACGGAGGAGUUCUUUCUUUUCAGUGGCAUUGAUGACCAGGUAGGACAUAAUGAUCUCCCAAAACAGGAGGUGUUUGGCAUCCAAGAGGUCCCAGUGAUAAUUGGGCAUGAUGUCCUCAAGGUGAAGGGUGAGAGAUCACAUAAAACAGAUGGCACCAGAAUUACAUCUGAGAAAAUGAGCAAAUCAGAGUAUGCAAAGAAAAUAGAAUUGAGAAGAAACGCCCCCACCAGCAAACCAGUCGGAGUGGCUAAUGGGCCAACACAACAGUGGACCAUCAGUGCAGACACCGAGAGCUCCUUCAUCUCGAACAGUUAUGGAGCAGUUCACUCCAAGAUUGGCAGUCUGCCUCAAGAAUGGUCACCCAGCUGGCCACUAGCUGUCCGAUCGCAAUCUGACAUUGUUCCAUCUCAUUGCAAAUCACAGUCUGGUCCGUUGCCAACCCACUGUCCACUGGAUUCGAACAUCCCUCCCUCCUGCAUCUCUUCCUCAUCCUCGUUUAGCAAAGGCGGGAACUUUGCAAUGGUCAAUCAAAGCCAAGACAAUUCUCAGCCCCUGGGCCGAGAUGUCAUAAAGAAGGGAAGCCUGGCCAUAAGGCAAGAUCAUGCCAGCCUGUGGAAGGAGUGCUAUGUUGAGCUUUGUCGCCGUGAGCUGUGUCUGUACAGUGUGGUGACUGGUGACUACUCUCACCUCUGUAACGUGUACUACCUGAGCCACUGCCAAAGCAUUACCCUGUCGAUCAGCCAUGGUGACCAUGUCCUGGAGGUUCUCUUUUCCAAUGGCGCUCAGCUGCAACUGCAAGCACGCUCCCGGGAGGAGGCUGAACAAUGGAGGCAGGACCUCCUGGCACAAAUGCUUGCCUUGAGCCUGCCAAACAGGACCCAGACCCCACCACCAGCAAAUUGGCAACCUGGGACUUGUCAAGUAAAAACCGUCCAGCCCGCUGCUGUCCAAUUGCGCCCAGAAGGUACAGUACGGAUAGGGGUGCUUCAUAUGCUGAUGCCUCAGAACAACUGGAAUUCUUACGCCUUUGUCCUUAGCCAAAGCCAACUCAAGUACUUUCGAACUAAUGACCUACAGGAAGAGCCCUUGGCAUCUUACAGGAUUAAUCAAUGCCUCAACGUUGAGGUGACAGAGGAGUCUACCCCGCGCCUCAAGGUGUCUUUUCCUGAAGAGGUUCUCAUUCUCAUGGCAGACAGCCAACAAGAGACCCAGGAGUGGAUGGAGGUGAUCAAGGCUAUGAUCAACUCCAAGCAGGUGGCUAAUAGCUCAAAGUGCUUCUCAGUGAGCGAUCAGAAGGCGAAGGGGCUGGACUGCAGUGAUGGUGGCACAAAAAGGAAUAAGCGAUACUCGGUGACCAGCAGCUUUCUAAGCCUCCUGACAGUGAUUGCAGUAGAGAAGGGGCUCACUGCUCAGAGCUUCAGGUGUGCAGGAUGUCAGAGACCGGUGGGAUUGUCCUAUGGGAACGCAAAGGUGUGUGCCUACAGUGGCUGGUACUAUUGCCAGGCAUGUCAUGUUGACGAUGUGUUCCUGAUCCCGGCUCGACUGGUUCACAACUGGGACACCACAAAGCGCAAGGUUUCAAAACAAGCAAAAGAAUUCCUGGAGUACAUAUCAGAAGAGCCACUCAUUGAUGUCCGACAGGAUAAUCCACAUCUGUAUGAGCAUGUGGAAGCGUUGGCCACUGUUCUCCGCCUGCGGCAGCAGCUUAAAUCGCUGAGAGCAUACCUGUUCAGCUGCAGGGCCUCUGUGGCAGAAGAUUUGCGCAGAAGGAUUUUUCCCAGGGAAUACAUUCUGCAACACGUGCACUUGUAUUCAUUAGCUGACCUUCAGCAGGUCUUCGAAGGAAAACUUGCUCCGUUCCUAAUAAAGAUCAAUAAAUUUGCCAGUGCUCAUGUGUACAGCUGCAGUCUAUGCAGCCAGAAAGGUUUCAUCUGUGAGAUCUGCAACAACGGGCAAAUCAUUUAUCCUUUCGAGGGUACUGCCACUAAAAGGUGUGAGAUUUGCGGAGCUGUGUUCCACGCUGAGUGUAAGUCGAAGAGUGUUCCUUGCCCACGGUGUGUGCACAGGGAGCUGCAGAAGAAGCCAUGUUCCUUCUGGCCCACAUUGGACUUGGAAGGCGACUUUGAGUUUUGCGAUGCUUUUGAAUUCUCCUGCCCAAACAGCUGAUGUUUAGGACAAACCUAACUCAACAUAGAAUUCUCCAUCUAAUCUUUCAUGGAUGAAGAAAUAGGAUUGGGUGCAUUUGAAUCCCUAUGCUCGGGAACUUGGUGAAUUGAAGGGGAAUGUUUUUGGUGGUGAAACUAAGCUGGAUGCAGUGUGAGAAGGCAUGGUAUCAAAAGAUGAAUGGACUGCAAGAGACUUCCCCUUUCACAUUUAUAACGCAUAAUGUAUAUUGCAGUUAAAAUAUCUGUUGAGUUCAUUGUAAUGUAUCCACCAUCUCCAUUCUCACAACAUUCAAAAACACUUGGGUGAAAUGAGUGUGGAUUGGUUUCCAGUGGGCGCACAGAAUUCCCCUUAACUUGGUGCCAAAUUCCCACCCUCGUUCCAUUCUGUGUGUAAAAUGAUGAGGUCGCAUUGCUGUCAUUUUGUUCUUAACUUAGGUUUAAGAUGCGCACCUUAGUCAGAGCAGACCAGGUUUGUGUGUUGCACCUCAUUUUUACUACGCUCGACCUUGGAAGUAUUUGUGGGCACUACAUGCCAAAGAGUUAAACAGUUCCAUUUCCCUUUGGCAAUAAGCCACACCUUGGUACUAGAUCGACUGUGUAUCCCAGAGCAACAGGAAUGUGUACACCAUCAAAGCCCCCCAAUCCACCAGGAUCCUCUUCAGGUUUGUUUCCUUUCUGUUCUCUCAAUUUUUCUCAAACUUGAAAUUACUGUCCAAGUUCUAUUACUAGUUAUCAUUACUUACAAGUCAACCAGUAUUUGAGAAAAAAAUUAUUUUAACAGCAAUUUUUUUGUGGCAUCUGAUCUAUUCUGAAAGCAUAAUUGGUUGGAUAGCUGAUUGUUAAUUUGUUUUAUUCCACUUUAUAUGUUUUUCCCUUUCCUUAUCUCAGCCCCUGAUGGCCGCACCACCAAAUUUGGAAUCUAUUCUCACAAACGUUGAACUUUGAAACAUUCUAAGGAAUAAUCAUCCAAAAAGCAGGUGGAGAGGGGGGUGGGGUUGACUAAAAGGUCAAAGUGAGCAACAGGAUGAAAAUCAAAGAAAGGGUUGAAGCUCAAAAAGCCUGAUCAGGAAUCAGUGUAAAAUUUAGUUUUAAUUCUUUUCAGUAAGUCAGUAAAAUACUCAGUGUUAACAAAAUGAUAUGAACAAAUGCAUACUGGGGAACAUUGACCAAUAUUGCACACCUGGAGCCCAUAGAUGAAGUUUAGAUAUACACAAUCAGUAUUACAUUAGAGAGAGUGACUAGUCUACAGUGACUUGCAGUGAAUUCAAGACUGUGUACACCUGAGCAAGAACUGGGAUAGAUAGGUGCACUUGGCAUGACAGUGGGCACUCACUCAAGGACAUUCAGGGAACAAUGGAAAUUUAAGGAUUCCAAAAUGUAAAGGAGUUAUAGGAGAGAGGCUUUUUUUUCUUUUCAGUCUCUUUCUAGGAAUUGCACUUUUCCACAUGAGGUCCACUAAUCAGCUCAAUUUGAAAAGUGAGUUUAUAGUCAUGUUCAAAGUAUGUUUGUGUCUGGCACAUAGUGAGUGGGGUUAAAAUGUGUUUUAUUUUUAAAACCUGAUUAAAGCAAAACUGUUACUGUAAAUCAGGGGAUCAGUAUCUGGUGCUGGUAGUAACAGGUGGCACACACGGUACCUGCACAGACCUUUUGAGUAUAUCCAACCAACUGGUGCAUGAAGAAUUUCAGUGUGGGUUAUGUAGUCACUUUGGAUGAGAGUUUCACUCAUGAGCAGUGCCUAUUAAACAAGGUUCCCAAGUAUAACAGUAAGCUGCCUGGAAGAUAGGUAGGCUCUGCCAUUCACUGGGGAGAGAAAAUGUGGAGAUCACACUGAAACACAAUUGUGAGCCACUGUUUUAACCCUUCCAUUAGGUUGUAUCUCAAUUUGGCUUUGAUUCCAAAAGACCCUUUGUCACAGUAAUAUUUAUAUGUAAAUGAUACUGGUGGCAUUCAUUGUGGAAAGUGCUGUUUAUUUUGAGCACAUUAAGCAAGCGGCACUACUGUUUAAACAUUGAAAAGCAGAAAUGAUUACGGGAGAAAACUCUGUAAGAACUGGAAUUCUUGUAAUGUUUCAGUAUGUUGCACCAGGCUGUAGACUGUGUCUUUGGAAGCCUGGGGAUUGGGGGAGUGUAGUGGAUGCUGUUGUCUGCUUCAGAUGUGGAAUAUUGUCUCCUCUACUCCUACUUUUUAAAACAAACUUGUGAUCACUCAGUCUGUCUUGUCCUGUCCAUGACAGGAUUACACCUGCAAUCAACAUUUCUGUACCAAGGUGUCUGCUGUAGAUGUAGAGACGCUGCGAGGCAAGUGUAAACACAUCUUUCAUCUAUUACUUGCUGUGAUAGUAAAGCUCUGAAUUUGAAGUCUGCUGCUUUUAUAAUAAUAUAUUUAUGUAUAUACAUCUUAACAGGAGGAAUUAUCCUGAGAUACAUUUUUGUAAGGUUGA